Molecule: messenger RNA, 810 nt
Organism: Parnassius mnemosyne (clouded apollo)
Lineage: Eukaryota; Metazoa; Arthropoda; Insecta; Lepidoptera; Papilionidae
Source: the annotation of a GenBank genome assembly
GGUGCUUUGGUGCCAACUGCGACCAGUCCAUCCACUAGUCAAAAUAUUUCUCUUUUCCGGAUUACCUGUGGGGAACGUGAGACGUCUGCCACAGGCUUCCCAAGAUGGGUGCGUACAGAUAUAUUCAGGAGUUGUACCGCAAGAAAUUGAGCGAUGUUAUGCGUUUUCUUUUGCGCGUCAGAGUAUGGCAGUAUCGCCAGUUAACACGGAUGCAUCGUGCUCCCAGGCCAACAAGGCCAGAUAAAGCCAGGAGACUCGGAUACCGUGCUAAGCAAGGUUAUGUGAUCUUCCGAAUUCGUGUGCGCCGAGGUGGACGCAAGCGCCCUGUUCCUAAAGGUGCUACUUAUGGUAAACCCAAGAGCCACGGUGUUAAUCAACUAAAGCCCACACGUAAUUUGCAGUCAAUUGCUGAGGAGCGUGUAGGACGCCGUUGUGGUGGCUUAAGGGUAUUGAACUCAUAUUGGGUUGCUCAAGACUCAUCCUACAAAUAUUAUGAAGUAAUCCUUGUUGAUCCAUCACACAAGGCUAUCCGCCGUGAUCCGAAGAUCAACUGGAUAGUGAACCCAGUUCACAAACACCGUGAAAUGCGUGGUCUCACUUCAGCCGGCAGAAGUUCACGAGGUCUUGGCAAGGGUCACAGAUACUCCCAAACCAAGGGUGGCUCACGUCGUGCUGCUUGGAUACGCAAAAACACCUUGCAAUUACACCGCAAGCGAUAAAAAUAUUUAUAACCAUAUCUCGGACUUUUUUCCUUUUAUUCUACCAGAUAGAAAGUCUGGGGUUGGAAAUAAACAGCUUUACAAAUACCAU